AUACCAAAAAAACAAGAACCUUGCCUUUUUCUUUCUCUUUUUCCUUGUCUGAACCGCAGUUUUUUGGAAACAAUGAACUAAUCCCUCCCUUGUCCCACUUGGUAAUCUUUUUCUCCUUUUUUAAUUCCAACAUUCUUUAUUUAUUUAAAUCCCCUUAUCGCUCUCUUUCGAAGCAACACUCGUAGAUUCUUUUUUCUGUUCUCCUCAAAAACCUUUUUCUUUGUAUAAAAAUCAGUUCUUUCGCCACCCCCUCAUCACCAAAUCAAAGCUUUUUGCUUUCAGAUUUCAAUUUCACGGCAAACCCAUUAUUUAUUUUCGAUUUUACGACGACCCAUCUAAGAAUCUUGGAAAAUUGUGACUCAUGGCUGUUGAAAAAGCUGCUUCGGAUCCGAACUCGAUUAAGAUCCGAGAAGUUUGGUCCGAUAAUUUGGAUUCUGAAUUUGAACUUAUACGAAAAGCUAUUGAUCAGUACCCUUUCAUCUCAAUGGAUACUGAAUUCCCGGGCGUUAUUUUCAAGCCGGAGGUUGGUUCUUUCCAGCAAAAUCGCCGGCGACACGGGCAACAUUAUAAGUUGUUGAAGUCAAACGUAGACGCUUUGAACCUUAUUCAGCUAGGACUCACGUUGUCGGACGCCGACGGGAAUUUGCCGGAUUUGGGUUCUGGCGGGGUGCACCGGUACAUAUGGCAGUUCAAUUUUUCCGACUUCGACGUGGCGCGUGAUCGUCACGCGCCGGACUCCAUCGAGCUUUUGCGUCGCUACGGGAUUGACUUCGAGAAGAACAAGGAAUUCGGUGUUGACUCGGCUCGUUUUGCUGAGUUAAUGAUGUCUUCUGGGUUGGUUUGUAAUGACUCAGUGAAUUGGGUCACGUUUCACAGCGCGUACGAUUUCGCUUACCUGGUGAAAGUCCUCACGCGCCGGGAACUUCCUGGGGAGUUACAGGACUUUUUGGGAAUUCUCAGGGUGUUUUUUGGAAAUAAUGUUUAUGAUGUAAAGUACUUGAUGAGGUUUUGCGAACUUUAUGGUGGGUUGGACCGGGUUGCGAAGGCUCUAGAGGUGAACCGGGCGGUUGGGAAGUGCCACCAAGCCGGUUCAGAUAGCCUGCUGACGUGGCAUGCAUUCCAAAAAAUUAGGGACGUGUACUUUGUAAAAGACGGACCGGGAAAAUAUGCCGGCGUUUUGUAUGGAUUAGAAGUGUAUUAGGAAUUAGUACUAAUUUUUUAAUUUGUUAGUAGUAAAUAAUAUCUUUAUUAAAUAAAUAUUUUUUGUGGUAAAUUGUGGUCUCUAAUUUCGCUAAUUUUAAAGUUUAACAAGGCAUACAUAUUUGGCUUU
Molecule: messenger RNA, 1330 nt
Organism: Nicotiana tabacum (common tobacco)
Lineage: Eukaryota; Viridiplantae; Streptophyta; Magnoliopsida; Solanales; Solanaceae
Source: RefSeq, a predicted model, not a curated record